Messenger RNA from Aspergillus niger, 1713 nucleotides. RefSeq lists its product as uncharacterized. The record is from RefSeq and is a predicted model, not a curated record. Gene Ontology annotation, cellular component: nucleus; FACT complex. The coding region runs from base 1 to 1713 and encodes 570 amino acids. Lineage: Eukaryota; Fungi; Ascomycota; Eurotiomycetes; Eurotiales; Aspergillaceae. The transcript is spliced from 8 exons. Gene Ontology annotation, molecular function: nucleosome binding; histone binding; DNA binding.
AUGGAGAGCUUCGACAACAUCUAUCUCGACCUCUCGAAGCAGCAUGGAAAAUGCAAGCUGGCGGAAUCUGGCUUAGGAUGGAAGCCUUCCGGAGGAGGCGAAACGUUCACUCUUGACAGCAGCAACAUCGGCGCAGCCCAAUGGAGUCGAGCAGCGAAGGGCUAUGAGCUGAAAAUCUUGUCGCGUUCCUCGGGAGUCAUCCAGCUUGAUGGUUUUGACCAGGAGGACUUCGAGCGAUUGAGCAAAGCAUUCAAGAUCUGGUAUGGUAUCAACAUGGAGAGCCGAGAGCACGCUCUUCGAGGAUGGAACUGGGGCAAGGCAGAGUUCACAAAAGCAGAACUAUCAUUCAACGUGCAGAACCGACCAGCAUUCGAAAUCCCCUACUCCGAGAUAUCGAACACGAACCUUGCCGGAAAGAACGAAGUCGCUGUCGAGUUUGCUCUUGGUGGCGAGGGCAAUGAGCCUGCCAAACCGGCUGGUAGCACGAAGAACCGUGGUCGCAAGGCCGCUUCGGGUCCGGACGAGCUUGUCGAGAUGCGAUUCUACAUCCCAGGAACGGCCGUGAAGACCGAGAAGGGUAUCAAGGAGGAAAACGCAGAAAACGCCGACGAAGAGAACGGAGCCGAGGAGGAAGAGGGCGAAGAGCAGAAUGCGGCGAACUUGUUCUACGAGAUGCUCAUGGACAAGGCGGAGAUUGGAGAUGUGGCUGGCGACACAUUCGCUACUUUCUUGGAUGUUCUGCAUCUUACACCCAGAGGUCGGUUCGAUAUCGACAUGUACGAAUCAUCCUUCCGUUUACGUGGUAAAACCUACGAUUACAAGAUUCAAUACGCUUCUAUCAAGAAGUUCUUCCUGCUUCCGAAGAACGAUGACACACAUACAUUGAUCGUUCUGGGACUUGAUCCCCCGCUACGACAGGGCCAGACUCGCUACCCAUUCUUGGUUAUGCAGUUGAAGUUGGACGAGGAGAUUAGCUUGGAGCUCAACAUGACGGAUGAACUUUUGGAAACUCGCUACAAAGACAAGUUGGAGCCCCGCUACGAGGAACCCAUCCACCAGGUGGUCACGAAGAUCUUCCGUGGCCUGUCAGGCAAGAAGGUCAUCAUGCCGUCGAAGGACUUUGUCAGCCAUCACGGUCACAGUGGAGUCAAGUGCUCCAUCAAGGCGAACGAGGGUCUCCUCUACUUCUUGGAUAAGAGCUUGAUUUUCGUCCCCAAGCCUGCCACUUACAUUCAGAUUGAGAACAUUGCGAUCAUUACCAUGUCUCGGGUGGGUGGUGCCAUUUCGGCCAGCAGAACGUUUGACAUCACAGUCAGCUUGAAGGCUGGCCUGGGAGAGCAUCAAUUCAGCAACAUCAACCGCGAGGAGCAACAACCACUCGAGGAAUUCUUCAAGGCGAAGAACAUCCGCUUUAAGAACGAAAUGUCCGACGAUGUAUCUCUUGACAAUGACGACAUGGGCUCCAGCGACGACGAGGGCGUCCGGGCUGAUCGUGGCUCCGCCGAUGAAGACGAAGAAUCCAUUGACGAGGACUUCGAGGCCGAGUCUGAUUCUGACGUCGCGGAAGAAUACGACUCCGCGCACGAGAGCAGCGGCAGUGCAAGUGACGCCGAGAUGGGGGAUGCAUCCGAUGGGGAAGACGAAGAUGAGGAUGAGCCAAUGUCAGAGGCGGAGGGAGCGCGGCCAAAGAAGAAGACGAAGGUUGGGAAAUAG